CUCUUUCUUAUUAAUCUCUCCUCACCAUUACAAUGUACAAGUUGUGCUCUCAUUAAUGGAGAAUAAAGCUAUCUAGAGAUGAGGAAGAAGAAGCCAAAAAGGGAUCCCCAUAAUGGAGGGAGAGCCCCAUAUUUCUAGAGGGAAGGGGAAGGGUUGCUCUCCAACCUAAUGGGCCAAGCGGGCCGAAAUGGCCCCAAAGGGCCGAAAUAGGCCCGAAAGACUGAAAUGGACCUCGUCAUUCGGGCUUCAUACUGGGGCGAUGUAUUGGGCUCCUGGACAGUAACAGACCGGGAUAAUAUAUCCCAACAUCUACUUUGACUACGUUGUAUUUAUUCAUGGGAAAAAACCUUUAAUAGGACUAAAACAAAGCCUAGGAACGUAAAUAGGACUCCCAACUUUUUUAAUCCUAAAUAGGACUCAUUUUUAACGGAAGGACAAAAACAACCCUAAAUUAAAAUGAGGCAUUCCAAGCGGCUAACACAGAAAUCUCUCCGAUCCACGCAGCUCCUGGCGAAGAGAAAGGUCUCUAGAGAAUAUGCGGGAGUAUCAUUUCCUUCCAGUGUACUGCUGCUCAUCUCUUGAUUUUGAUGCCGACUCGAGAUGCGAUGUUUUCACUUCCGGUGUGUCAUUGCUCGUCACUGGAUUGGUCCACCGUUUGUCGUCGCCAGAGUGUUCUUCCGCUGGCCGUCCCUUUGUCGUCGCCACUCGCCAGAGUGUUUUUCCGUUGGCCGUCACCGGAGUGUUCGCCGUCCGGGUCUUCUUCUUCUGUGGUCUUUUUCCUUUCUUCUGCCAGAUUCAUUCCUUCCGCGCGGUUCUGCCGAUCUAUUGUUUUUCCCGUCGAUUCCUUUUGCAUUUGUUUCCUUUUGUGUAUGUUUCUUCUUCGUUUUGUUUUAUCUAAUUUCCUUUUUCAAAUUGAGUUAAUUUUUCAGUUUAUUGUUUUGUUUAGAACUUUUCACCUGUGUGUUCAAAGGGCUUGCUGAUGUAUGGCUGUGAGAUUCCUUGUGUAGACCCGAUUAUUUUCACUUAUGUGUUCAAAGCGUUUACUGAUUUGUGGCUAGGAGAAGUGCCAACUGAGUAUAUGUCAAUGGAGCUC
Molecule: messenger RNA, 1093 nt
Organism: Cuscuta epithymum
Lineage: Eukaryota; Viridiplantae; Streptophyta; Magnoliopsida; Solanales; Convolvulaceae
Source: the annotation of a GenBank genome assembly